GGCGUGGCGGUUGGCGGCCGUUGGAGGCGGCGGUUGGCAGGGCCGGGCCGCGCCGCCAUGUUCGUGGCGCGCAGCAUCGCGGCGGAUCACCGCGACCUCAUCCACGAUGUCUCCUUCGACUUCCACGGGCGGCGCAUGGCCACCUGCUCCAGCGACCAGAGCGUCAAGGUCUGGGACAAAAGCGAAAAUGGGGAUUGGCAUUGCACUGCGAGCUGGAAGACACAUAGUGGAUCUGUGUGGCGUGUAACAUGGGCCCAUCCUGAAUUUGGGCAAGUCCUGGCUUCCUGCUCUUUUGACAGAACAGCAGCUGUGUGGGAAGAAAUAGUGGGAGAGUCAAAUGAUAAACUCCGAGGCCAGAGUCACUGGGUAAAGAGGACCACGCUAGUAGACAGUAGGACAUCUGUAACAGAUGUGAAGUUUGCUCCCAAGCACAUGGGUCUUAUGUUAGCCACUUGUUCAGCAGAUGGAGUUGUAAGGAUUUAUGAAGCCCCUGAUGUGAUGAAUCUCAGUCAGUGGUCACUGCAGCAUGAAAUCUCAUGUAAGCUAAGCUGCAGUUGCAUUUCUUGGAAUCCUUCAAGCUCUAGAGCACAUUCUCCAAUGAUAGCUGUAGGAAGUGAUGACAACAGUCCAAAUAUAUUGGCAAAGGUUCAAAUUUAUGAAUAUAAUGAAAAUACCAGGAAAUACGCAAAAGCAGAAGCUCUGAUGACAGUCACAGAUCCUGUACAUGAUAUUGCUUUUGCUCCAAAUCUGGGAAGAUCCUUCCACAUCUUAGCUGUAGCAACCAAAGAUGUACGAAUUUUCACACUAAAACCUCUAAGGAAAGAAUUGACUUCAUCUGGAGGAUUAACAAAAUUUGAAAUUCAUAUUGUGGCACAGUUUGAUAAUCACAAUUCCCAGGUGUGGCGAGUUAGCUGGAAUAUUACGGGCACAGUGCUUGCCUCCUCUGGUGACGAUGGCUGCGUUAGGCUCUGGAAGGCUAAUUACAUGGACAACUGGAAGUGUACUGGUAUACUGAAAGGUAACGGGAGUCCAGUCAAUGGUGGUUCCCAGCAGGGAAUUUUUAACACCUCUCUAGGUUCAGCCAAUACGAGCUUACAGAAUUCACUAAAUGGAUCAUCUGCCAGCAGAAAGCAGAGCUGAUACCAAGCUAACUGGAGUAACUUUGGUGUUUUGCUGCUUGUUGCAUGCACACAGGAAUGGAAAAUGAACUCCUUUUUCCCCUCCCCAACGCCGUUUGACCUCUCCCAAGACACCAGCAGCCUGCUAACUACUAAAUGCUAUUCAAAAACCUUUUUAAAACACGUUGUGUACUUUUUUGUACUAGGCCACACAGUUUGAUACCGUUGAAACUCCUGAUAGAAAAAUACUUAGGAGAGGCUUCUUGUUUAAAACAAAACAAAACUUCCAUCAGAACAAUUUUUUUGAAAAGCUUGACAAAUUAAAAGACUAGUUCUUGGUUAAAAAUGAGAAUCUUAAUUGGGAUGGGAGGAGGGAAGUGACCAUUAAAGUAACUUUAAUUAAAAUUGUUUUAAUAACUGAUAUGUUUUACAUUUCAUAGUGUUUAACACUUGAUUAAGAUUCCUAAACAUCACAAGUUUGUAACUGCUUUGUAAUAUAUGAAACUGUUUUAAAGGAAUUAAGAAAAUUGUGUUUUGAAAAUUGUACAGAUGGUAGCUUUUGAUAGUUGGGUAUUGCUUCAUUUAAAACUUAGUAUGACUUCAAAUGCAUGUUUUGUAAGUACUGUCAUACUUUCUUCAUUCUAACUAAGAGAAGUACUUUUUCUGAUGUGUUUGUACAUUCCUAUGGCAAUGGUUCCAUGGAGUAACUAAAAUUGAGUGUAGUAUCUAAAAGUGCAAAUAAUUGAGCCAUACAAAAACUGAAACCAAAAUGCAGCUUGUUGUGGAUUGUCCCAUUCUUUGGUUAAUUGUAUAGCUAUUCUCUUACGCAAGUCCACAGAACUGUAAACAAAACAGAAAACAUCUGUAGGUACCUAACAUAGUUAUACUAAAAUGCACAAGUAUUACGGGUAAGUUCUAAUAAAAAUGACAGAAAAAUGAGAUGACAUGGUGUAAUUCUGAGUCUUGCAUUCACUGGGAAUCUUAAAUUUACUCUGAGGAUUUUGCAGAAAUACAUAAUACACACAAAGACUGUAUUUCAUUGAAAGUCAUUAUUCUCUGUAAAUGUACAUUAUCAAAUUUAAAGUACUGUAAAAUCUA
This is a messenger RNA of Oxyura jamaicensis (ruddy duck), 2216 nucleotides long. RefSeq names its product SEH1 like nucleoporin (gene SEH1L). Gene Ontology annotation, molecular function: structural molecule activity; protein binding. Gene Ontology annotation, cellular component: Seh1-associated complex; nuclear pore outer ring. The record is from RefSeq and is a predicted model, not a curated record. Lineage: Eukaryota; Metazoa; Chordata; Aves; Anseriformes; Anatidae. The transcript is spliced from 9 exons. Bases 58 to 1140 code for a protein of 360 amino acids. Gene Ontology annotation, biological process: positive regulation of TORC1 signaling; cellular response to amino acid starvation.